Messenger RNA from Lytechinus variegatus (green sea urchin), 2941 nucleotides. RefSeq names its product gamma-aminobutyric acid receptor subunit gamma-2-like. NCBI's taxonomy places the organism in Eukaryota, Metazoa, Echinodermata, Echinoidea, Temnopleuroida, Toxopneustidae. Gene Ontology annotation, cellular component: neuron projection; membrane; synapse. The transcript has 10 exons. Gene Ontology annotation, molecular function: transmembrane signaling receptor activity; extracellular ligand-gated monoatomic ion channel activity; neurotransmitter receptor activity. Bases 248 to 1873 code for a protein of 541 amino acids. The record is from RefSeq and is a predicted model, not a curated record. Gene Ontology annotation, biological process: nervous system process; monoatomic ion transmembrane transport; signal transduction.
ACAAACUCCUCCCUCUCCACAACAACGGUCGACUAGAGCGAUGUCAGCAAAUGUUGAGCGUUGGCACGAGUCAAGUUUGGCAACAUCUUCGUACCCCGUCGUGAAACUUUUUUUUUCGUAAAUUAUCAGGGCUUAGGAGAAGAGGAAGGGGAAGAGGCGAAUUUUCAAGGAUAUCUCCUUUCUUCCUUUCUCGUUAUGUAAGGCUCGCCUAGAUUUUCAUUGGCAGAGGGUGUGAGUUUCCGCGUUCAUGGACUUGUACUCUGUCUCCCCUCGAAGGCAGAACGAUCAAAGAAGAAACAGUCUCCCUCAGCCUUUCGUUCUUCGCACAAACGUUGGCGGUCGAGCACGGCUUCGUCCACCGCCUCGCAUGCUCUCUACCUCUGCCCUCAAAUCGACCGGUGAUUGUGGUCUUGCUUGCCAGGAGCUCUUCAGGGUGUGGCGGAGUUUCAAGAUGUCGGGUGAUCAAAGUGCAGAGAAAUUGGACAACAUGCUGAAGAGCAUGGAUCAGAUCCAGACAACUCUCAAACAGAUUGAGGUGAAUGGACGACCUGGAGACUCGGAGGAGUAUUACCCACCAAGAUUAGACAAACAAAAGGUGUUUGCAAGGAUUCGAUGUAACGUUAUCACUGUAGGUGAUAUUGAUACAGUAAGUCAGCAGUUUACAGCAGAGAUAUAUUUGAGUGUCACGUGGAAGGAACCAAAUGUUAAAGGCAAGAAGAGAGAGGAGGUAAAUUGGGAUGAGCAAUGGGAUCCUCGUAUCUAUUUCUUUAAUGCAGUGAAUAUAGAUAAGAUGCAAACCAAUCAUUACAUCAUUCCCAAUGAAGAUGACGAUCCUAGUGGUAGCCCGGAUGUUCGUUUAUCGAUCAGAAUGAAAGGAACAUUCAAGUGCAGUAUGCAACUCAAGGAUUUCCCCUUCGAUUGCCAGGAUCUGACUAUUAAACUGAUGUCUGAUUGGCCAGUAGAAGAUGUGGAGUUUGUGAAAGAUAUGAAUAUCAAGGACAGCAUCAGACUCGAUACAUUCACAGCUGGCCAGCAAUGGAAGCUAUGGAAACAUGUAUUAGCUCAACCAAUAGAGGAAGACAAAGCUUUAACAGGAGCACAUAGAUCUUAUCCUAUCUAUCAUAUCACCACACAUGUGCAACGGAAACCCGGCUUCUAUAUCUGGAAUAUCGCCCUCAUCAUGCUGUUGAUCGUCAUCUUAACUUUCACAUCGUUUGUGGUAGAACGAGGGGCUCCAGCAGACAGACUGAGUGUGACAGUCACUCUACUUCUCACAGCAGUAGCAUUCAAAUAUGUCGUCAGUCAAUCUCUUCCACUCAUAUCUUAUCUAACCAUGUUGGACAAGUACGUGUUAUCCUGCCUCAUCUUCCAAUGUUUGGUGGUCGGUCAGAACGCUUUAUCAGCCGUAGUCGAACUCAACGAUCCCGAUAAAGAGAAGGACUGGGCGAAAUGGUUCGAUUUUAUCUCCAUCAUCGUGCUCGCUGGCAUGGUAUUCAACAUCACCGUUGGGUUUAUCAUCUCUAGUCUUAUAAGGCAAAAUAAAACAACUCAGAAGAUGAAGAAGAUAACAGCCGGAUACUUGGAGAAAUGCGAGCAGAUAAACCAAAAUUGGCAGACCCGCCAGCGAAACCGAGAGGCUAGUAGGAAGAGCAAAGAGGAGCGAACAAUUCCACCGACGGAGAAGGCCGUCCAGGCCGGUGCCGCUGCCAAGGGAUUGAGCUGGAAGAGGGCUAGCAAGGAAGUGGGUAACAAUGGCAAAAGCAACGUAGAGAUGCAAGGUAUUAAGACGGAAGCCAGCCUCAAACCCGAGUCCAGUUCCCAUCCUUCUGGUAGUGCCUCAACUCAACAAACUACUGCUACAUUCGCCGUAUAAACAUUAUCCUGCCAUAUAGCACACCACCAGUCAACUAUCUGACUGAAAUGAUACAGAAAUAUAAUGGGACAUUCGUCGCAUUACCUCCCUGGUAAAAAAUAAUCCACUGCUCAAAUCAUUAUAUCAAACGUUUAUAACCAAUUUAGAGACCCUGUCACAUAUUAAUAUUGGCCUCUGCAGAUCCCGUGUGUAUCCGGUUCACUUUUUUCACCAGAAGGUGCAAGAAGGCCGUAAUUUUUUUGCCGUGAAAUUGUAAAUACCCUAAACACCCUAAGAUCUGUAAACCAGUUGAAUUACAAAAUUAAACUUUCAAAUUAAUAAAAAUAACUUUUGAUGACAGUAUUUGUCAAAGACAUUGAAGUGCAGUGUGAAGAGCACAACAGACUUAUUAAGUUCAGACGUUAAUCAACGUUCGAUACUUUCCACCCAUGUGAAUGAGUUUAUGAUUUUGAAGAAUACCUCAGUCGACGAGAUUUUCCUUUAAAAGUUGUCCCUGCAUCCCCCCUCCCCUGCAGAUUCAAUUUGACUUGGAUUCCCUUCAGGCUGUGAGUCGUUUCCAUUCUUAGUUGAUGUGACUUAUAUUAAAAAUAAAUUGACUCGGAAUGGUGUGGCGUUGAUUGAAAUCAACUCAUACUGAGUCAAAGAGAUCCAAGUCUUUUAAACUCAGAAUGAAAUUGACUCCUAAUUGACGUAGUUUUUAGUCAAAAUGGACUCAGAAGAAACAAGAGUAUAUAUUGGGGCGGGAUUUAAUACAAUCAUCACAAGGACCAGCUUACCAAAAUUUUUUUUAAAUAUAAGAUUGAUCUCUAACUAUUUUUUUAAGAAAAAUCAAAAUCUCGAUUUUUUUUUUCAUAAAAGUAGAAUAAAAUGUUAUUACAAUUUUUUUGCAUUCAAUUCACAACGCUGUGGGCGAAUGUUGACGCCCUCUACGUUUCAGUGAUUCUUUUAGCAAGGCCUGCUUGUCUUGUACUGCUCAUUAACGAAUAAACUUUUGAGAGUAGGGGAGACCGGGGUUAGUUGGAACAUGGGGUAUGUUGAAACAUUGCAAUUUUCUUUAACGCCUGUAAA